This is a messenger RNA of Arabidopsis arenosa, 812 nucleotides long. The record is from the annotation of a GenBank genome assembly. Lineage: Eukaryota; Viridiplantae; Streptophyta; Magnoliopsida; Brassicales; Brassicaceae.
AGUGUAUGUGAGAUCGGAAGUUUGAGAGUUCGUCAGCGAGAGAGACGGAGAAAGAGAGAGGUGAAGAAAGAUGAUAAAGGCAGUGAUGAUGUUGAAUACACAAGGCAAACCACGGCUAGCUAAAUUCUACGAUUACAUGCCUGUAGAGAAGCAGCAGGAGCUAAUCCGCGGCGUGUUUUCAGUAUUGUGCAGUAGACCUGAGAACGUAAGCAAUUUUCUGGAGAUCGAUUCAUUGUUUGGCCCGGAUUCUCGGCUUGUAUACAAGCACUAUGCUACACUCUAUUUUGUGCUAGUAUUUGAUGGUUCAGAAAAUGAGCUUGCUAUGCUUGAUCUCAUUCAAGUUCUUGUUGAAACACUUGACAAAUGCUUCAGCAAUGUCUGCGAACUCGACAUUGUGUUCAAUUACAGCAAGAUGCACGCGGUGUUAGACGAAAUUGUAUUUGGAGGACAGGUAUUGGAAACUAGUUCCGCCGAAGUCAUGAAGGCUGUUGAAGAAAUAUCAAAGUUAGAAGCUGCCUCAAAUUCGAUUUCACUUGUCCCCAAGUCUGUUUCCGGGUGGCGUGGCCGUUAGCUUGGAAAAAACUUGCCUGAACCGAGAAAGAUAACAAGAAGUCAACAAAACAUGUAACAAAAGUUUAUCCAAGUCUUGAUCCAAACAUGUUUGUUUAGUGAGCGUGAAAUGUUGCGUGGAUGGGCUCAGUGGUCUAACAUGGGCCUGAGAAUUGUAAUUGGGAGAAGGGAACUACUACAUGCUAUUUGAGAAUGUAACAAAAACGACGAGAAGUUAAGAUCUAUAAACGUGAAAUGAUGUC